AUGUCAUCAUGGACCAAAUCUCACCAGUAUGCGCAGAUUGGAGAAGCAAAUGAAAAUGGCGAGAUUGUCCAAGAUAGAGAAUCACGGCGGAGGCAAUACUGGCAAAGGGGCAGAAUCCACCUCUUUUACGCGAUACUCCUCAUCUUGGUAGCUGCGCUCAGCAAACAUACUGCGCCUAGCAAAGCUGCGCCAGAUUAUUACGGCGUUGAACCCGUCAGGUCAGAAAUGCGAUUAUCAACCAUAAGCAAAACUUUCGAGCUAGAUCUCAAGUAUGCCAUGCCACCAUCCCCACAAGUUGACGAAGCUUGGGCCUCGCUUCUUCCUAAGGAGGGCGGCUUUUUUCAACACUCUAAGCUCGCGCCGCAAAAGAGCUGCAUAGCGGUGUUCCACCAGCUUCACUGUCUCGACAUGAUCCGCCAAGCUCUGUACGAAGCGCGGCCCGACAUCAUGGAGCAAGUCAACAAUGGGUCGCACCCUAUCCAUAAGGCGGGCCAUAAGGCGGGCCAUAAGACGGACCACGACGCUUCUCCCGAUCACAAUCACGUCAAAGACAUGUAUCACAUCGGCCACUGCAUGGACCUCGUUCGCCAAUCUAUACUUUGCAGACCUGACCUGACCGUAGAGGUUGGCAACCUAGCGGUAGGUGGUGUGACGGGGUUCGGCACUGAGCAUCAGUGUGUGAAUUGGCAGGAACUGAUGGACUGGAUGAAGGACCAUGAAUGA
Messenger RNA from Colletotrichum phormii, 723 nucleotides. RefSeq lists its product as uncharacterized. Gene Ontology annotation, biological process: mycotoxin biosynthetic process. Lineage: Eukaryota; Fungi; Ascomycota; Sordariomycetes; Glomerellales; Glomerellaceae. The transcript has 2 exons. The record is from RefSeq and is a predicted model, not a curated record. Bases 1 to 723 code for a protein of 240 amino acids.